CCGAUUGGCUUGUAGACGCAUCAUGCUCGGAACAUGCUGGCUUCAUUCAUUUCCUCUCUCGGAUUUGUGGUCAAUAUCAUCAGCAUCGUCCCACCCAACCAAAUCGUCUUCACUCUCCACUGAGCUCAGCGUCCCCGGAAAAUGCUAGCUCGUCUCGGAGCCACGCGUCUUCUCGAGAUCCGUCAAGCUCUCCGCUUAACUCCUCAGGCAUCUCGAUCCUUCUCCACUGCCUUGAACUAUCACCUUAAUACUCCGGAUAACAAUCCGGACCUUCCAUGGGAGUUUACGGCGGCGAACAAAGAGAAGGUUAAAGAAAUAAUAUCUCAUUAUCCGUCCAACUACAAGCAAUCCGCAGUUAUUCCUCUGUUAGAUCUUGCACAGCAACAGCAUGGAGGAUGGCUCCCAGUUUCAGCAAUGAAUGCUGUGGCUAAGGUAAUAGAAGUUGCCCCUAUCCGUGUGUAUGAAGUUGCAACGUUUUACUCAAUGUUCAACCGGUCUCCUGUGGGCAAAUACCACCUAUUGGUUUGUGGCACAACACCAUGUAUGAUACGAGGUUCACGGGAAAUUGAAGAUUCAUUACUAAAACACUUGGGGGUGAAGCGCAAUGAAGUAACCAAGGAUGGCCUUUUCUCUGUUGGAGAAAUGGAAUGUAUGGGAUGUUGCGUAAAUGCUCCUAUGAUUACAGUUGCUGAUUACUCCAAUGGAUCUGAAGGAUAUACUUACAAUUAUUACGAAGAUGUUACUCCAAAACGAGUGGUUGAGAUAGUUGAGAUGCUAAGAAAGGGGGAGAAGCCACCGCAUGGCACACAAAACCCACAACGCACCAAGUGUGGACCAGAAGGAGGCAAUACUACUCUGCACGGAGAACCAAAACCUCCUCCAUGUCGGGAUCUUGAUGCCUGCUAAAGCUAUGGUACAAGAAUUGCUGCGGAUACUUGCUGUUGCACAGACGUGAGUGCGGUUAAUCACGGGCAACAAGAAGAGGAAAUAUUUGAUAGCAAUGUCUGAUGAUAUACUCGUCAGAUUUGCUGAGGCAUUGAGGGAAAAAGGACCAGCAUCUCAAUGACGCGUACAAAAGCUGUUUGAGUUUUUUCCUACUUGAAUCGAAGUCCCCUCUUUUAAGGAUUCUGUUUCCUGCCCUUCAAGUACAUAUUCGCACUGAAAGAGCAUUUUAUGAUUCCAGGAAGAUGGCUGUGUUAACAAAACAGUCGGAUUAGCAACGGUAAUCAACACAACCCAAAUCUCCCAUUGGAUA
Messenger RNA from Populus nigra (black poplar), 1255 nucleotides. RefSeq names its product NADH dehydrogenase [ubiquinone] flavoprotein 2, mitochondrial-like. Lineage: Eukaryota; Viridiplantae; Streptophyta; Magnoliopsida; Malpighiales; Salicaceae. The coding region runs from base 142 to 906 and encodes 254 amino acids. Gene Ontology annotation, molecular function: NADH dehydrogenase activity. Gene Ontology annotation, biological process: mitochondrial electron transport, NADH to ubiquinone. The record is from RefSeq and is a predicted model, not a curated record. The transcript has 11 exons.